Messenger RNA from Plasmodium fragile, 1851 nucleotides. RefSeq lists its product as uncharacterized. Lineage: Eukaryota; Apicomplexa; Aconoidasida; Haemosporida; Plasmodiidae. The coding region runs from base 1 to 1851 and encodes 616 amino acids. The transcript has 2 exons. The record is from RefSeq and is a predicted model, not a curated record.
AUGCAACGCGAGAAUGAUGAUUCCAUGAUACAGCAAUUGUGCGGGGCAGACGACGAUGACGCGGAGCAAGGGCAGAGGUUGGAUGCGAAGAAUAUAGCUAUAUGUCACUUAACACUUAAAGCAUUAUCCUUUAAACAUGGAAUUAAAUUGGGUGCGUCCGGUGAGAACCCCGAGACUGUGAACACUGGGGCAGAUGGCAUAAUGCCAUAUAUGAAAUGUAUACUGACAAAUAUAUUCAUGAAGAGAAUAAUAGGCCAGACUUGUCUACAGCAACCUGGCGGCACACGAGCAUUCGACGCUGCACAGGCAUUCGUGGGUACGACGGGCACAGCGGAACGUAAUUCUACAUGUGAGGGCAAGGAUUUACAGUCGGGUGACAGGAGCAAGAGGGCGGAAGAUUGGACAUUGCUGUAUAUAAUGGAAAGGUGGUUUCAGCGCCAUAAAACGCGGUUAAGGGAUGGGGACGUGGGAGUAUUGGGGAGGGAGUGUAAGGUAAACAUAAGCGGACAGGCGGAAGCGGACAAGCAGAAAGAACUGGAUAAGUUCAAAAAGACAGUGGAAGAUGAAAUGCAGCAGGUUGGGCAGAAUAUGAAAGAGAAUAUAACGAAAAUAUUAAAUGCAGUGAAAGCAUGCACCGAUAUAAAAUGUGUGAAAGGAGUAAUACAGCAGGAAAUGGAGAAAGAAAAGCGAGAGAAGACCGGGGCUUCGCCCCGAGACACUCCAGAAUUCCGAGCAACGACGACCGAUCCGGGAACAGGGGGAGCGGGGAAAUCGGGAUCACCCGGGGGAUCUUCGGCCAAACCUGCUUCACCGGUCGCGCCCGCCCCGGCCAAACCAGUAGCGGCGAAACCGGGACCCGCGGUGACACCGGCAACGGUGACACCGGGAUCGGGGACGACGACGACAUCUGGUGGUGGUGGUGGUCAGGCUGGUAAGGGUGAUGUCGGAGGUACGGGGAAGGGGCAGAACGCCUGGGAGCAAUGUCUGGGGACGAAAAUAUUGGACUGGAAGCCUCGGGAAAUAUACGUGGUGCUCCCUGAUGAUGAUGAGCAAUGGAACAAGGUGAAGGACGUGUUGGAGGAGUUUAUGGAGUACUUGGAGGAACAUAAUCAGCACUUUGACGGAUUCGGCGCCAACUGUAAUAAUGCAGGUUGGAGUGAUUUCGGUGAUGGUAACCUAUAUAAGGAACAAAGAGUAGCGGAUAUGAUGCGAUGCAGGCUAAUGUCAGGAGCAUUGUGGUUUGCAAACAAAGGGGGCACCGAUGAAGCGGUCAACAGGUUACGCUGCGAGGUGGCAAAUGUAUUUGGGCACUUACUGAAAAAAAUGUAUUGUAAGGAUAAGGGAGGCUACAAGAGAGGUACAGAGUAUGCUUGGGAAACAUUCAGGAAUAUGAAGAGCGAGGGAACAGACGGAGCUGGAAAAAUGGAGGGUCCUGUUAUAAAUUCGGUAUGCACGGAAUGUGGGUACGGGGAACAUAAGAGGAAUAUAAAUGCAAUAAAUUUGGCGAUAGCACAAUGGUUACUGAAGGAAGGAAAAAUAAGUUCUGAAAUAGCACAAAUGGAAAAGGCAAUGCCCUGUGAGACGUAUUGGAAGGAUUAUAUUAAGCCGGUGGCAACACCAGGGCAGCCUAUCAAAGACAGUGUCAGCGACCAAGGGAAGGAGAAGAUAAAGGAAGCACAGGAGAAGAUGACAGCAGAAGUCACCAAGAUAAUUGAGAAAGUGCAGAAAGCAGCGGACGAAAUAAAGGAAGUAGCAAAGAAGAUAAUUGACGACGCGAAGAAGAAAGAACAGCAAGAUGUUCCAGAAGUAAAGAAUGCGGAUGGUAAGCAUAGUAAGGCAGCCGAGUGGUAA